AUGUCCAACGCCUUGAAUGCUCAUCUGUGGAGUUGCAUUGCCUUCCCAGAUAGUCAACAAAGGGCCGUCUUCCAGAGAGACUUUCAAAACAUAGCUCAAUUGACUAAUGUCGUUGGAUGUGUUGACAGCAUGUUUAUUCCAAUAAAGGUCGGUUUGGGUACCGAAGCAGGUAUCAGUGACGUAGAUUACGGGUGCCAGUACAUAUUAAUGGUGGUGGUGUGUGGUCCGCAGUUCCAGAUCAUCAGUGUCAUGGUCCAUUUCUGCUGUCAUGAAUAUGACUGGCAAAUAUUUCGCGGGAGUGCGCUCUGUAACACCAUCGAAGUGGGAGAGUUAGGGGACGCUGUUUUUCUAGUCGAUGAGUAUUAUCCAAUUGUGCCUAACCUCCUCAGGCCCAUAGAUGAACCUCAGGAUGAAUCCGAAGUGCUCUUCAACUUGUCGCACUAUGUGACGCGUCAGGUCACUAGCGGGAUGUUCCACGCACUGACACGCAGGUUCCCGUGUCUCAAGAUUCAGAUGGAGCCCAUACCGCCCACUAAUCUGAAAGCUGUAGUGGCGUGCAUCAUCCUGCAUAACCUGAGUCUUCGAUACUCUUCUCCCCUACCAAGCAGUGAGGCUGCGCUGGACGAGCACCUCUACUAUAAUGAUAUCCGUCAACAAGUGUACCACUCAGCCACCAAGGAGGAGUGA
Molecule: messenger RNA, 687 nt
Organism: Homarus americanus (American lobster)
Lineage: Eukaryota; Metazoa; Arthropoda; Malacostraca; Decapoda; Nephropidae
Product: putative nuclease HARBI1
Exons: 1
Coding region: 1-687 (228 amino acids)
Source: RefSeq, a predicted model, not a curated record